Molecule: messenger RNA, 3761 nt
Organism: Jaminaea rosea
Lineage: Eukaryota; Fungi; Basidiomycota; Exobasidiomycetes; Microstromatales
Exons: 3
Coding region: 1-3597 (1198 amino acids)
Source: RefSeq, a predicted model, not a curated record
AUGCCUCCUGAACGACGCUCUCAGACGGGCUCGAGCCCGGCUGUGCGAGACAAGUUCUCGUCGGGUAGCGCAGCGGCCCUCGCGCUUUCCAGCAGGAGGACAGGCGAGGGACUGAGCUACGACGAGCAAGUCACGCGCGAGCUACAGGACGCUGGUGGUACGCUCCUGUAUCAAGAGCCUCGACCUGAUGGAGGGCCACGUCGGCCGAUGAAUGCCUUCUUGAUCUAUGCCCGCUGGCGACGUAUGCAAAUGUCACAGGACACAAGCAAGUUCCCCAUCCUCCUCCCCAUUUCCGACUCCGAGGAUCCCAGCAGCUAUGUAGUAAUGUCCGACGGCACCAAGAAGCGCAAGAAGGGUCCCAAGCCCUCCGACAUCAGCGCAGCCCUUGGGGACGAGUGGACGCGCCUUAGCACUGCAGCUCAGCGCCCCUUCCAUGCCAAAGCCAAUGAGCUGAGGGCAGAAUUCGAUGCUGCCAAUCCGGAGUACAAGUUCACGAGGGGACCGAAGGGGGCUGCAAAGCAGAGAAGGCUGGAAAAGCAGAGGCUGGCCGCCAUGGGGAACGUCGAGGUGGGUGGAAUGGCGGAAGGGAUGUACGCGAUGGGGGAUGCUACACCGCAGCACUUGCCUGGCGGUAGGAGACGCCAACUCAGCGAUCUCUCCUCACCGCCAAUGUCUUUGACCGCCAGUGGUGCUUGUGCAGCCUACUCACAUCCAGGCCAGGUGCGCUAUCACUACGAUGAACAGCAUCACCAACAGCAGCAGCGAUUGCUCCACCUUGGUCAGCUUCCUCAAUCCCAGCAGCAUCCAUACAGCGACAGCCUACCAGGACGCCGCCUCUCCCUGGCCAGUCAAGGGCGCUCUCCAAAGUACCUCCAGCACGCUCCUCAAUCACGCGUCACGUCGGUGCCAAUGGUUGCAGUCGGUGGCACAAUUCCGUCCACACUGGCAGCAUCCGGUCAACCUUGGCAUCAUGCCGCCCCGCGCCCCCUCGCCAUGGGAGGUCGCCAGCGCUCACUGUCUUACGGACAGCGCAUCAGCUACGUGCAGCACUCCACUGCCAACGUACCCAGCCAGCGCAUGCCUCACACGCUGUUUAUGAACGAGCGUAAUGGCCGUCAACGUGAGCUUGAUGCUGGCACAUCGUCAAGCUCAUUGAAAUUGAACGCCUCUCCUGAGGGCUUCCAUGAGCGGGUGCUCGUCGACAGCAAUGAGUCUUCUUCCGCCUCCUCGCCCCAUCAGCAGUCACCUCGCGGACGCCCAAAUUUCCCCGAUCUGGCUCCUCACCACCGCCAUCGAAAUCGGAUUCAGCCCCACUCCCUCCAUCAGCUUGCGGCUCCGAGGUCAUCGAUUGGCGCUGGCCACAUUCAAGACCAGCCUCGCGACUCGUUGGUGCAUCCAAGCGGAGGUGGAGCUCUAGGGCUGCACAACCCCGAGCCAGCUCUCCCGCCGUACAGCGGUUCAGAGGAGAACAAGGAGAGGACCUGGCUUGCACCAACCCCUGUGGGUCGCACGCGAGCGGCUUCGAUGCGCACCAUCUACGAGGGUAGCGGCCCAGGAGCUCAAUCGGGGUCGCAGACUCAUUGGGCGGCUACUCUACAAGACGAGAGGACGUCGCAACUUCGACGCACGUAUCAGGCUCGGGAUGAAGAAGAAGCUCAGAGUCCGCACGCUCUCUCCUUGAGGACACGACAGGGCGAUGCAGGGACGGAGAGGUCUCAACGAUUGCCUCUCGACGGUGGCAUGUUGCCUCUCAACGGUGGCAUGGUGGGUCCGGCGAGUUAUACGCACGCGUACACUCGCGGCCAGGUCCAAGCCAAAGAGACUCUUCGCCCCGAUACUCAUCAGCACUCUCAGCUGCAUGUCUCCUCAUCAAAUGGUCACUCUCAUCCGCUUCUGCCUCAGCAGCAGAAUGCUUCUGCUUGGCUUGGUGGUCCGGCCCUAACUACCCAACGAGGCCCUCUCUCGUACGCUGAGCCCCUCAACUUGCCCACCAUUCGCGGGUCGCCCGCCAGCAUCGCCCGAGACUACUCAAACAGCCAGCAGCUUGCGCCCUUGCUCGCACCUUCCUGGCCGAGCACGCAGAAGCGUCGUCGUCAAAGCUUGUCGAUACAAGAGCUGACCGAGCGCUGGGAGAAUGGAGCGUCGUCUGCGCAGAUGGGCAAUGAGUACGAAGAGGAUCGUCACAACUCAACCCUUGCUCGCUUCGCAAGCGUGGCUGCGGGCGUGGACUCGCGAUGCCAGACGGGCGCGAUCACUGCUACAGGUGAUCAUGGAGGGAUGCCGAUGGACGAGACUACUAUAGCAGGCCAAUCAGGCCUGAACAACGCCAUUUUGCCGAGCGCAGAGCCCUUCUACCCCGGAAGACCACACCCCGACAGCCAUCUUGCCUCGGCCACGCAGUCCGCAUCCGCAGCACCUGGCGGGGCAGUCAAGAUAGAAGACGAGAACCCCUUCGCGUACAGACCUCCCGAUGACUCUUUCGAAGUCGAGAGCGAAGCUGAGCGUGAGGCUCAAGCGAGGCAGUCAGCCGUAGAGUCUCGACGCAUCUGCGACGAUAUACCCGUGCCUGCAAGCAUGUCCAUGCUCUUUGAUGGGACUGCUGACACCGCUGCUGCAGCAGGCCGAGCUCAAACAGCUCACGGCAUUCCCACCAUCCUACGCGCUGCGGCGAGGGCGACGCUCAUGUCUGCGGGCAGCGAAGGUAUUGACGGCAAUUUCGCUCCAGUGGUGGGGACAUCCCACUCUGAGCCGUGGUUCGGUCCGGGGUCUCAGCAAGAGGUCGAAGCUGGCAACAAUGCUAAUGUCAGCAACGACCCCUGGGUCGCACUUUGGCAGCGCCAUAAUCAGCAGAGGCAGGCGGGGCUGUUCGGGCAUAGUCCCCCCGAAGUUGCCCCGCAGCAGCAGCUGGGAUCAGGUUCGGUAGACGUCCCCCUUCUCUCAGCGCCGGCAACAGCUGUCCAUCAAUCAGCGGGCGUCGCAUCCCAGUAUCAUCCUGCCACGCCAGUCCUAACUCCCAGCUCGUACCAUGACGCCAUCCAGAUGCCCCGCAACGGCGGCAACGACGAUCGCGGCGAGGGUCAGAUUGAUCCUUCUCACCUGACAACAGCGCACUACGAUGCAGCGCACGUACUCCACUUUUGGAAAACACCACCCACGCAACAAGUGCCACUGCAGCCUGAUCGCUCCUCGAUGAAUACCGGCCUCAAGCCGACGACGGCCAGCGGUGCCUCCGAGCCUACCUUGACCAGCCCGUUGACCAACGCCCUCCAGCUAGAGAGGAACGACCCAGGAGAGGCCGAGAAGAGACUAGCGGCGAAUCACGAGUUGGUGAAGAGGGCUGUGGAGGACGUAGAGAGGGGGCAGACUUCGCCAGGGGUUGGAGUCAAGGAAACCAUCAUGAGCUCAACAGGCAUACAUGACGGCCGACCGAAGACGACGGGCGCGAUGAAUGGAAGAGUCAAGAAGAUGCCCGAGCUCCAGCUUGCCUCUGACGAGCACGACGGCAGAGACAGUGGGGAUGACGGUGAUGACGAGGACGAAGAUGAGAUGGUGAAUGUCAUUGGGGGCGAAAAUGGCGAGUCGAGCUGCACAGCGUAAGACUUGGAGCAGCAGGUGAAUGCGAGACAGGUCUCGAUCUACCCGGUGGAGUCUCAUCGCCCAUACAUCUCGACUUCUUUUCCUUGUGCUCGCUAUCUUUUCCUUUCUCUUGAUGUCGAAGGGUGCAACGAGGCUAUCCGCGAGUCAAUCAUGAGAUGCGGUGC